Molecule: messenger RNA, 1880 nt
Organism: Acanthopagrus latus (yellowfin seabream)
Lineage: Eukaryota; Metazoa; Chordata; Actinopteri; Spariformes; Sparidae
Exons: 6
Coding region: 254-850 (198 amino acids)
Source: RefSeq, a predicted model, not a curated record
GUAAUUAUGACUUUUGCAAUGCAUGAUGGGUAAAUACUUGGACUAUGACAGUUUACUAACUAAAAUUUUGACCAAUAACAUGAAUAUUUUUUUAUUUAAAAAUGAACCAUAGAACAUAAAUUUGAUUACAUUUUUCUUUGAAAAAAGACAUGAAACAUGUGAUGUCAUGCAAGUCAACACUGCCUCUGAUUGGCUCAUCCUGGCAGCACUCAGACGCCUCACAGAGUGGGCGGGUCUCUGUGACUAAGAGGUCAUGGACAUGGAUGUAGAUGCAUCUACAGACACGACCUUCACAUUUGGUUUGAUGUUUCCUGGAGCCGCUGCAGAGACUCAGCUGGAUCUACGCUGUAAUGUCACCCGACGACCCGGCGGUUCGACCCUGUACCGUGUAUCUGAGCCCCGCGGGUCAAACAGAUGUACGAGAGAUUGGAUGGGCCAGAACAAUACAGUCUUUGCCAGAAACUCCCACACUGAUGCAGCCCGGGUCCUGGAUGUGACGGACACCUCCAUCACCCUGAGAGGCUGCGAGGACUUCCUGCACCUCACACGGGACUGCAGAGAGGGCUUUGAAGAGGCUUUCUGCACAGUCAACUGCAGUGAACCCCUGGCUGAGAGUCAGCCCCGCACUGUGAACUCCACGCUGAUCUGCAUCUCUCAGAGUUUCUGUCUGCAGCCACUGAUGUUUUGGAUUGUGAUCACCAUCAUCAUCAUCAUCAUCAUCGCUCUAUGUGUCGGCGUCUCCGUCCGUCUGUACUUAAGGAAACGCAAGAGAAAAGAGGCGGCGAUGGAGAUGGUUGAAUACAGAGCAGUGAGUGAUGUUAUUAAAGUUCAGAUAGAUCAGUAUAUUUGAUGCUCAUCUGUGGAAGAUGAGAUAUUGUAUUAUAAAAGUAAUUAUAAUCAAUCAGAAUAAGAGCUAUAUAAUAAUCUUUAAUAAAUAAGAGCUAUAUAAUAAUCUAUAAUAAAUAAGAGUUAUAUAAUAAUCUAUAAUAAAUAAGAGUUAUAUAUUAUCAUUAUAUAUUACUUGAUAGAGUUCCUGCAGCAGAGCAGUGACUUCCAGCCGGGUCACCUCAGCUGAUUUCAGACUGUAAUCUCACUUCCAGUUAUUUACGGUGUUUUUAUACAAUAGAUUUUAAUAUUUCAGUCCCUCUGGUGAAGCUUCAUUCGUACUCUGUCCACAUGGAGUGGCAACGGCUACGUUUUAAACAUCAACUCAUUGGUUUUAACUGAUUAUUUAACCUCCUCUGCUCACCUGCUAACUAGUUUUCAUCCAUUCUUUAGUUGCAUCUUAAUCGUUUUAGUGGCAUUACUUUUUUAAUCGAAUCAUGAAUUCUUGUCUCCAGUUAGUCAAACUUCUCCCGGUUGGAAAUUACUUGAUCACACUUUGUAUAGUUUGUACACAGGUCAGUUUAUCUGAUAGAACUCUUCUGGACUGGAAGUCGAGUCCAAAGCUGUCUUACUUUAUUUUAUUUCUUUUAUAUAAUGUAAUUGUAUAUUUUUUGAUUUAUUGUGUUUUUGUUGGAUUAUCAUGAUUUUAUGUUGUAAAUGGUCCUUUUCUUAUCUGAGUUUUUCCAGUGAAACUCAAAAUGUUUUGAAUUCAUGUGAAAUCAGAGUUUCUGCUGUUUAACCACCUGAAACACAGAAAUAUUGAUUAAUGCAGCUUCAAAGACACUGAACUGCUACUCAGAGGACAGAUCACCAUCAUUAGAGUUUGUGUAUCGUGAUGUCGAAGUGUCUGAAUGGAUUUUGUGAACACUGGACCUGUAGAUUUUUUUUUUUUUUUUUAUCUUUGUACUGUAUGUGGUUUUAUUUUCACUUGUUUGGUGUUUUCUGUUUAAUAAAAUGAUUUGAAAUGUCUCUCACUGGUUUCCUGUUGAUAGUAA